Messenger RNA from Dunckerocampus dactyliophorus (ringed pipefish), 4791 nucleotides. RefSeq names its product erb-b2 receptor tyrosine kinase 3b (gene erbb3b). Gene Ontology annotation, molecular function: neuregulin binding; ATP binding; neuregulin receptor activity. The record is from RefSeq and is a predicted model, not a curated record. The coding region runs from base 196 to 4473 and encodes 1425 amino acids. NCBI's taxonomy places the organism in Eukaryota, Metazoa, Chordata, Actinopteri, Syngnathiformes, Syngnathidae. Gene Ontology annotation, biological process: multicellular organism development; protein phosphorylation; positive regulation of kinase activity. Gene Ontology annotation, cellular component: basal plasma membrane; signaling receptor complex. The transcript is spliced from 28 exons.
UUGGCGCGUUUAUGUGGUGUUUUUGAUCAUGUUUAGCUGUUUAACAUCAACUCCUUGCCCUCUAUGAUUGCAGCAGAGACAGAGUGAAAGUAAUUUGGAUGAUUUUUUUUUUUCUUACACCACUUCAGCUGUUUGGAGAAGCACCUGGACUUUGUGAUAUAUGUUGACAUUUUAGUGAAUAGAUUAAAUGUCAACAUGAACCAGUGGCUAGUCAUUUCAGUGUCUGCAACGUUGUUGUGGAGUUCAUUUUCACAAACACAUGAAGUUGUGUGUCCUGGUACCCAGAAUGGUCUGAGCUCCACAGGCUCUCAGGAAAAUCAGUACAACCUGAUCAAGGACCGCUAUGACGGCUGUGAGAUUAUAAUGGGAAACCUGGAAAUCACACAGAUUGAGAGCAACUGGGACUUCUCCUUCUUGAAGACAAUCCGUGAGGUGACUGGCUACGUGCUCAUCUCCAUGAAUCAUUUUCAGGAAAUUCCCUUGGAGCAACUGCGGGUCAUCCGAGGAAGCAGCCUUUACGAAAGACGCUUUGCCCUCUCUGUCUUCUUCAACUAUCCGAAGGAUGGAUCAAAUGGUUUACGGCAGCUGGGGCUCGCAAAUCUGACAGAGAUUCUGGAGGGAGGAGUACAGAUUAUUAAUAAUAAAUACCUAAGUUAUGGUCCAUGGAUCUACUGGCAAGAUAUAAUUAGGGACAGCAAUGCUCCUAUUGACAUCCGCUACAAUGGAGAGAGAGGCUUGUGUCACAAAUCUUGUGGGGAUUACUGCUGGGGGCCAAAUGAGAAGCAGUGUCAAAUCUUGACGAAGACGGUGUGCGCUCCGCAGUGCAACGGUCGUUGUUUCGGGGCCAGCCCAAGGGACUGCUGUCACAUAGAGUGUGCAGCAGGAUGCACUGGCCCUGUGGAUGUGGAUUGUUUUGCAUGUCGCCAUUUCAAUGACUCUGGAGCCUGCGUUCCUCAAUGUCCACAAGCUCUCAUCUAUAACAAGCAGACCUUUCAGAUGGAAACCAACCCAAAUGCCAAAUAUCAAUAUGGAUCCAUUUGUGUCUCUCAAUGCCCCACUCAUUUCGUGGUAGAUGGUAGCUCAUGUGUGAGCGUCUGUCCUCCAGACAAGAUGGAGGUGGAAAGAGAGGGACAGAGGCGCUGUGAGCCUUGCAGUGGACUCUGCCCAAAAGUAUGUGAAGGCACAGGUGCAGAACACAGGCAGACUGUGGACUCCAGUAACAUUGACAGUUUCAUCAACUGUACCAAAAUCCAAGGAAGUCUCCACUUCCUGGUCACGGGGAUUCUUGGCGAUGACUUUAAGAAGAUCCCACCUCUGGAUGCUAAAAAGCUGGAAAUCUUCCGCACUGUAAGAGAAAUAACAGAUAUUCUAAACAUCCAGUCCUGGCCAAAAGAGCUCAGUGAUUUGUCAGUCUUUUCGAGUCUCACCACCAUUCAGGGGAGGUCACUCUAUAAGCGCUUUUCCCUGAUGGUGAUGCACAUCCCCACUCUCACCUCUCUGGGUCUGCGCUCUCUUCGAGAGAUCAGCGAUGGUAGCGUGUACAUCAGUCAGAAUGCCAAGUUGUGCUACCUCCACACUGUGAACUGGACCAAGUUGCUCAAAGGCCACAAAGUCCAGGUCAACAGCAUCAACACCAACAGGCCGCUGGUAGAAUGUGUUGCAAAGGGGCAUGUGUGUGAUACGCUGUGUUCAGACUCCGGUUGCUGGGGCCCAGGUCCCAACGAGUGUCUCUCCUGCAAGAACUACAGCCGAAAUGGCACUUGUGUGGACAGCUGUCAUUUUUAUACUGGAGCAUCAAGGGAAUUUGCCAGGCCUGACGGAGAGUGUGUUGCCUGUCAUUCAGAGUGCAAAGCUCAGCAUGGAAAGUCCAGCUGCACUGGACCGGGUGCAUACGAGUGUGUGGCAUGUGCCAACCUCCGCGAUGGUCCAUACUGCAUGUCCUCUUGCCCAGCUGGGGUGAAUGAUGGACAGAGAGGACUCAUCUUCAAAUAUCCCAACAAGGAAGGUCACUGUGAACCAUGUCACCAAAAUUGCACCCAAGGAUGCUCAGGUCCACAACUCAGUGAUUGUUUUGAGACUGUCAGACUGGCGGCCAGCAGUGGCCAGAUCACAGGCAUCGCUCUAGGUGUGCCAGCUGGCUUGAUAUUCUGCCUCGUGUUGUUUUUCCUGGGCGUGCUGUACCAUCGAGGCCUGGCCAUUCGCCGCAAGAGAGCCAUGAGGAGGUACCUAGAGAGCGGCGAGAGUUUUGAGCCACUGGGUCCCGGGGAGAAAGGAACCAAGGUUCACGCCCACAUCCUGAAGCCAUCAGAGCUAAAAAAGCUCAAAGUACUCGGGUCGGGUGUUUUUGGCACAGUGCACAGGGGGUUUUGGACUCCAGAAGGAGAGACAGUAAAGAUCCCGGUGGCCAUCAAGACCAUUCAGGACAGCUCAGGUCAUCAAACCUUCACUGAGUUAACCAAUCACAUGCUCUCAAUGGGCAGCCUGGACCACUCCUACAUUGUGAGGCUUCUGGGAAUAUGUCCAGGGUCCAGUCUUCAACUGGUGACUCAGCUGAGUUCACUGGGCUCCUUAUUGGAGCACAUCAAGCAGCACAGGAACAGCCUGGGCCCUCAACGCCUUCUCAACUGGUGUGUGCAGAUUGCCAAAGGUAUGUACUACCUGGAGGAACACUGUGUGGUGCACAGGAACCUGGCGGCCCGGAACAUCCUGCUGAAGAACAACUACCAAGUUCAGAUAUCUGACUACGGUGUAGCUGCUCUCCUUUAUCCUGACGACAAGAAAUUUGUCUACACCGACAACAAGACUCCGAUCAAAUGGAUGGCUCUUGAAAGCAUCUUGUUUAGAAGAUACACCCAUCAAAGUGACGUCUGGAGUUAUGGAGUGACAGUGUGGGAGAUGAUGUCAUUCGGGGCGGAGCCUUACGGUUCCGUGCAGCCGCAGGCAGUGCCAGGCCUGCUGGAGAAAGGCGAACGUCUGUCACAACCUCACAUCUGCACCAUAGAUGUCUACAUGGUCAUGGUCAAAUGUUGGAUGAUUGAUGAAAACAUAAGGCCCACCUUCAAAGAGCUGGCAAGUGACUUUACGCGCAUGGCGAGAGAUCCACCCAGGUACCUCGUCAUCAAGAUGGAAGGACAAGACAUCCAUCGCAGAGAUUCUGAGCAAGGACUGCUUGACCCAGAUUUGGUCGAUGGCGAUGAGGAAGGAUUGGAGGAAGGUUUAGCCACACCUCCUCUGCAACACUCUCCAUCAUGGAGCCUCUCUCGCUCCAGGAUUAAUUCCUAUAGGAGUGGUGCAUCUCAGGCCGGCCCUGGUGGAUACCUACCAAUGACUCCAAGUCCUGUAGAAAGCAUUCGCCAGUUGUGGUUCCAGAAGUCCCGUCGGAGCUCUGUGAGAACACUGCCAGAGAGGUCAGAGAUCAGAGGGAGUGGUAGGGAGCCAGAGCUGCCUGAGGAAGACUUAAGGACUGCAGGUGCUCCUCACAGGGUUCGGCUUGGCUCCGAAAGAGGUCCUCCCCGUGUAUCCAUCAGCCGGCACAGGAAGCUUUCAACAGCAUCAAGUCCAUCCUCAUACAUGGUGUGGACGGCAGGCGAGGAGGAAGAAGAGGAGGAGGAGGAGGUGGACCACUAUGGUUACGUACUUCCUGGGUCACUCGGCACUCCGCAGAGAGCCUGCAAAGUCAACCAUUGUGGGCAGAGAACCUCAAGGCUAACAAAGAUUAAUCUGCCACUCUCUGUGAAAACUACGCCCAUGGAAUAUGAGGUGAUGAGCCACACUCACUCCACUAGAGACGUCUCCUCACAGAAUGACACCCCAUUGGUGACUCACGGAACCUCACCGGUGCCUUCUCCAAUUGUCAAGACACCGUUACCUGUAGAGGACGUGGCCAAUGAGGACACACUGAUUCCAGUUGUAGAGAGUCAGCAGGUAAAUGAGGACUGUGGUGGCAAAAAACACUCAACUGAGAAAAAUCACCUCAGUAUUGAAAAGCAAAUCCAAGCUAUGGAGGACUGUGUGCAGGUAGCUCAGGUAAAAGUCAGGUAUGAAUACAUGGACAUCAGACGCUCUGAUUCCACAGAGGAAGAGGAGCUGCCACUGGAGAGACACGAAACAUCUGCAGCAGAGCCAAAAGAAACAGCUGAAGAAGCAGAGAGCCAAUUAGGAGAUGAAGAUACAAAUAAACAACAAAAACUUCAGGGGAAUCAAAGUUUGCACAUGCCAGGUGUGGUCACAGAUGAGGGAGAGAAGGACUAUGAGGACAUGGCCACAUUUGAAGGCAUACCCAAUGGGUGGGAGCAGGCAGACUACCAGAACCUCCGAAUAAAGGGUGAGGUGGGCGGCAGCAGGUGUGCAGGGAUCGGGGGAUACAUCAAGGUGUGCGCUGGAAUGGGCGAGCCUGGCAGCAGCUCAUCUUUUGACAACCCCGACUACUGGCACAGCAGACUGUUCCUCAAGCCAGAUGCUCUGCGUACUUAAUCAUGUGGACUGGGACUUGCACGCUCCAAUUGCUGCAACUAUAAACACGUCUCUCUCUCUCAUGUGUUUAGCUUUGUUAUUUUGUUCAGCAUUUUUCUUAGAGCAUCAAGAACCGGGAUGAAAGUCGAGUCUCAUUUCACAGUGUCAUGGUGCAUUGAAUGGGACUAAAAGCUGGAGAACAACCACAGAAUAAUGAUGAGGCAUGUAUGUAUAGCUGCAUUUGGUAUAUUUCCUUAUUGCAUGAAUAACUGCCAUUAUUUUGUAAGUAUGUAAUCUUUGUUUAGGCAAUUGAUUUAUGUGAAACGGUUUUUAUAUUGU